AUGGCAGCAGCUAUAGAUAUAUACAGUGCUAGCAGCAGUCAAGUUUUUUCUACAGAUCCUCUCAGGGAAGAGCUUAUGCAAGCACUUUUACCAUUUAUGAAAAGUGCUUCAAAUACCUCCUCCUCCUCCUCUUCUUCUUCUUCUUCUUCUUCACCUCCUCCUCCUCCUCCUCUUUCUUCUCCUUCUCCUUCAACUUCUGCUUCUCCUCCUUCUACUGACUACCCUUUUGACUCUUCCUUUUCUUCUCUUUCUGCUGAAUCCAAUAUGUACCCAGGUUUUUGCUCAAUCCCUUCAAAAACCCAAGAAUUUUAUCCCGGGUUUUCAAAUUUUGGAUAUGAGCAAACUGAUAGUACUAUUGGGCUAAAUCUCCUUACCCCAUCUCAGAUCCUUCAAAUCCAGGCUCAAUUCCAAUUCCAGCAGCAGCAAUUGCAAAAUCAGCAAAUGAAUUACACUCUUAGCCAUAUGCUGCAUAAGCAGAACCAAUUCUCAAGCUUUCUUGGUCCGAAACCAGUCCCAAUGAAACAUGCUGGAACUUCCUCCAAGCCCACGAAGCUUUAUCGGGGAGUGAGGCAGCGGCAUUGGGGAAAAUGGGUUGCGGAGAUUAGACUUCCAAAGAACAGAACUAGGCUUUGGCUUGGGACUUUUGACACAGCUGAGGAAGCGGCUUUAGCGUAUGAUAAGGCUGCAUAUAAACUAAGAGGAGAGUUUGCAAGGCUCAAUUUCCCCAACCUUCGGCAUCAGUUGUGCCAGGAAUUCAGUAAUUUCAAGCCCCUGCAUUCCUCUGUUGACGCCAAGCUUCAAGCAAUAUGUCAAAGCUUGGCUAAUUCGGAGAAACAGGCGAAUUCUGAAAGGCCCUGUUUUAAAUCUGAUGCAAAGGCUGAAGUUUCAACACAAACGAGUGUUCCGAAUAUGGAAGAGUCACUGAAUAGAGGAUUUAGUAACCAGGCACUAGACGAUAACAUCAAGGUGGAGGCUUCAUCAUCACCUUCCCCAUCUGAUGAGGUGUCGGCUUCACCAGAAUCUGAUAUUACCUUUCUGGAUUUCUCAGAGCCUUCUUUCGAAGAAUCCGAUUUCAUGUUGCAGAAAUAUCCUUCUGUGGAGAUAGAUUGGGCAGCUUUAUAA
Fraxinus pennsylvanica is the source of this 1122-nucleotide messenger RNA. Lineage: Eukaryota; Viridiplantae; Streptophyta; Magnoliopsida; Lamiales; Oleaceae. The record is from the annotation of a GenBank genome assembly.